AUUUGCUUCUACUAUGUCAUUUAACAAAAAAGGUAGAGAUGAUUUAAUGCAAAUAACAAAUGAUGAAGAUGGAAGAGAAAUUAAUCCCCACAUGCCUCAAUAUAUUAUUAAUGCUCCAUGUAUGAUUACUACCUGAUAUUUAGGGUAUUUAAAGGAAAGUACACCAUCAUUGAAGCAUCAAAGAAUAAGAAAAUAAUAGAACACAAGUACAUUUGAUAACUGGUAUCAAAGGGGAUCAAAAGUAUAUUCUUAAGUGAUUUAAUAAUAGGGAACAACUAAUUUAAAAUUUAAAAAAGGAGCUUGCACUAAUUGUGGUUCUACAACUCAUUAAAGUAAGGAUUGUUGUGAGAGACCCAGACAAAUAGGAGCUAAAUUCUCUAAUACAGAUAUUCAACCAGAUGACAUUUUAUCAAAUGUCUAGGGUCUUAAUUAUGAUGCAAAAAGAGAUAGAUGGAAUGGCUAUGAUCCAGAGACUUAUAAGUCAUAAAUCCAAGAAUAUGAGAUCCUAGAAGAGAAGCGAAAAGAAACUAGACUACAAGAAGGAUAAUAAACAGAAUCUGGAAAUUUAGAUGAUGAAUUUAAAGAUAAUGGAACUGGUGAACACUAAACUCAGAUGACCACCAGAGAUCCAAGAACUAAAACUAUGACUAGGAAUUUACGUAUCAGAGAAGAUAAAGCCAAUUAUUUAUUGAAUUUGGAUGUCAAUUCAGCAUAUUUUGAUCCUAAGUCUAGAUCUUUAAGAGAAAAUCCAAAUCCUCAUUUGCCUCCAGAAAAAUAAGUGUUUAAAGGGUUAAAUUAAAUAAGAUUGACUGGAGAAACCCUAUAAAUGUAUGAAUAAGAAAGAUUUGCAUGGUAGUAUGCAGAACAACACAAUUUAAAUCUGAAUACUGUAUCUCUGCCAACAUUAACCGAAAAGACUGUAUGAUAUUUGCAUUUAUUAGACUAGUAUAAACAAAUCAAGGCUAAGAAGGAGGAAUAGAAAAUUGGAAGAGCAGAGAGUUUGUUUGAUAGAUAUGGUGGAGAAGAACACUUGAAUCCACAAAUAGAUUUACUAUUGGGAUAAACAGAAAGGUUUGUUGAGUAUGAAGAGGAUGGCUUACCAAAGAAUCCUUUAAAAAAGAAGGACUUAACUAAAAGCAAAUACUUAGAAGAUUUCUUUUAUGGGGAUCAUACUAGUGUUUGGGGUAGUUGGUGGAGUGAUGUCCUUGGAUGGGGAUAUGAUUGUUGUUAUUCAAAUGAAAAACAUUCAGUCUGUCUAGGAGAAAAGGGGAGAAGAUUAUAAUUGAAUAAAGAAGCUCGAUUAAAAAGAGAAAUAGAAGAAGAUCUAUAAAAGGCACAAUCUUAAGAUUAAAAAUCUAGUCCUCAACAUUAACAUUAGCAACCUCAACAAUAAAUAAUCCAAUAAGUUUAAUAACAAUGA
Messenger RNA from Paramecium octaurelia, 1420 nucleotides. The record is from the annotation of a GenBank genome assembly. Lineage: Eukaryota; Ciliophora; Oligohymenophorea; Peniculida; Parameciidae.